Messenger RNA from Cynocephalus volans (Philippine flying lemur), 3589 nucleotides. It is a transcript of the gene RAB9B, whose product is annotated as RAB9B, member RAS oncogene family. The transcript has 3 exons. The record is from RefSeq and is a predicted model, not a curated record. Gene Ontology annotation, biological process: Rab protein signal transduction; retrograde transport, endosome to Golgi. NCBI's taxonomy places the organism in Eukaryota, Metazoa, Chordata, Mammalia, Dermoptera, Cynocephalidae. Bases 250 to 855 code for a protein of 201 amino acids. Gene Ontology annotation, cellular component: lysosome; phagocytic vesicle; late endosome. Gene Ontology annotation, molecular function: GTP binding; GTPase activity.
GUCCAAGCUGCACUUGCUGCCCCAUUGAGGACGAAGCGGCAGCAGGAGCGGUGACGGUGUUGCUGAGGCGCCGGAUUCCCGGAGCACAGAGCAGACCUGCCUGGCACCCGCGGCUCUCUCGUGUCUCCUUCUCAUUGUACCGGAACCCUAAGAAGAAAGAAUAAAACAGCAACCGGAUAAAAGAAAUUGUGACAAAAACCCAACUGGGUUCUUUUGGUUACAAACUCCUCCCCGUCUGGUGCUGCAACAAUGAGUGGGAAAUCCCUGCUCUUAAAGGUCAUUCUCUUGGGUGAUGGUGGAGUUGGGAAAAGCUCGCUUAUGAACCGUUAUGUAACCAAUAAAUUUGACUCCCAGGCUUUUCACACCAUAGGAGUAGAGUUCUUAAAUCGAGAUCUGGAGGUAGACGGACGCUUUGUAACCCUCCAGAUCUGGGACACUGCAGGGCAGGAACGUUUCAAGAGCCUUAGGACACCCUUCUACAGGGGAGCAGACUGCUGCCUCUUGACCUUCAGCGUGGAUGAUCGGCAGAGCUUCGAGAACCUUGGUAACUGGCAGAAAGAAUUCAUCUACUAUGCAGAUGUGAAGGACCCUGAGCACUUCCCCUUUGUAGUUCUGGGUAACAAGGUAGACAAAGAGGAUAGGCAAGUGACUACUGAGGAGGCACAAGCCUGGUGCAUGGAGAAUGGGGAUUACCCUUAUCUAGAAACGAGUGCCAAAGAUGAUACUAAUGUGACCGUGGCCUUUGAAGAAGCUGUCAGGCAGGUGUUGGCUGUAGAGGAACAGCUGGAGCAUUGCAUGUUAGGUCACACCAUUGACUUGAACAGUGGCUCCAAAGCAGGAUCUUCGUGCUGUUAAAAGUAGGGGGCCUUUUUAAGGUGUGCCCCAAAUUGGCUAGUCAGUAGUGUAAAAAUAACUGUGCCCCUAUAAGAGUACACACACACAAGAGGUUAAGAGUUAAGGUUCUGAUUGUGAAACAGAACCUUUCAAAUUGAUGUUAUAGAGCGAUUUUUAAAAAGUGCUUUAUCAAGCCAAGAAUAUUUUGCGUGAUUUCUGCUAUUUCCCCUUCUUAUGUGUCUCAGGACAUUUCAGAAAUUUUAAUCCUGAGAGAUUAAAAUAUUUUUUACAUCACAGUUUAAACCUAGAACACAGCCGCAUGAAGGAGUUAAAGAGCUACAGCUAUCCGUUAAAGGGUUCCAUUAACCAACUAACAAAUGUCACCAUCAACACUUGCCAAGCAGUUUCUGACAUUUCUGCCAAAGGGGGAAAAAUAAGACUCUAAGCUGUAUUACAAUAAAAAUAAUGCAAACAAGGGUUCCUAAGCUUGAAUUAUAAAAACAUUGUAAUAAUUAGGAAUGCAAAAGUAUAAUGAUGUACACCGACUUGUUUAAAUCCUUUUGUAUGGUUUGCUCCCAUCUGAGCUUUUAAAAAAAAUACCAUCUCAGUAAGAGAUACUCUAAUGACACUGGAAAUUUAUUAUACUCUUUCUGUUUGAAGUCACAGGAUACUGAUGAAUGAAUUAUGUGCUUAAAUAUGGCAACUGCCCCUGAAAAUAAAUGGUUGGUCUGCUUUUACUUAUAAGUCUACUUUCGCUGCACAGAGAUGUUGCUUCUCUGACAACCUCUUUUCAAUUAACAAUGCUACUUAGUAUAUGGCUUUGAGUGCAGUGCUCUCUGCUCAUAAUCUGGAUGGUCUUUUGGUCCACCAUGCUGGGCUCAUGGAGAAGGCUUCAGAAAAGACUGGGGGAUAAUGGGCUUUUCUCACAAGUUUCCUUAACUCAAAUAUUUAUUGUAGAAGAAAGAACCCAUUUCUUGUACGUUGCACUGUAUAAUCAGCCGGCUAAAUGAGGACAUUAAAAGUAACGAAAGAGCAGAUUUUAACCCUGUGUUAGAGUGAAUUUCUCAUAAUUAGAGUUGCCCAACAGUGGAAUGAGCUGCCUUAAUAGUGAGCUCCCUUCCAGGGAAAAUAUUCACUGGAUGACUGUCUGUUAUAAUACCAUAAAAAGUAUUUCUGUACUGGCUACGUGUUUGGUCUAAGGUCCCCUCCUGCUCUACGUUCUAUGAAUCUAUAAACUACGUCAGUGCCAUGUUAUGGUUAGAUUUAUCUGAAGAUAACAGCUAAUACUAUGGAGUGGGACUUUAAAAAUUCUCAAACCGUCUGUGAUCAGCCUUUAACAGUAACUACGUAGCUCUUACUUUUGCUUUUGCACUGUGGCGGGAAAAAUUCUUAAGCUCUGAGUAAUCAUUACGUGCCCUGAUAUAAACAUCCUAAAGAUACCAUAUUAAAAUACAAAAAUGGUUUGACAAUUUUCGAUCACCAUGACUGCCAUAUACUGUAUUAUGAAUAUGCAGUCUGGUUCUUGUUGGUUAUCUGUCCUGAAUAAUUUCUAACCUGUACUUUAAAACAUCUGUUAUAAAAAUAGUGACCUAAGGUAGUGAGGGACGGUUAGAAAUGACCCCAAGAGGAGACCCAGCCUGGAGAGGGCAUGGGAGUUUUCACAGGAAUACAGCCUAGAACUCUCCAUUGUAGCUGCACAUGGAAUCAGCCUUAUACACGGAACCUUACGUGCUUUAAGAGCUCUGUGACUUUUUCGCCACAUAGACAAGAAGAAGACAGUAUUUCAACCCAGUUGUACUCAAUAUUUCUUAUUAAAAUAGUCAUGAUCCCAUUGUCCAAUUAAUUUUGAUGCCAGAAGUCAAAGCCAGAGCUGGGACCCCACAGCUCUUAAGUAUUGGUCCCUAUCCUGCCUAUGCCUAUAGCCAGCCACACUGGUUUCCAAGUUGUAUGAUCAUUUUGCUACAAUCAUAUUAGGGUGAAAGUCUAUGUCAGAACUGUUAAAUGUUAAUUAUUUCUAAGUGCAUGAGACCUGGGGCCUUCUCUUUCUACUUGUACUCUGCUUAUGAUAGUUUCUAUUUGUAGAUCUCAGGCCUUCACAAAGACCUCCAUCAACUCACAAAAGUAUUUGUCUCUAUUAGAGUGGCAUGUGGUCAUUUGAGUAAAAAAAACACGUAGAUAUCCAAUUUAUAGCCCUACUAUCCAUCCAAGACACAUGUUAAUUUUAUUGGCAGGUCAACUGAAGCCCCUUUUCUCUUAGCUAUUUUUUUCUGCCAAAUUAGUACACAACAUAUUAAUGAAAGCAUUAAGUGACAAAAUGGUGGCAUUUCAGUGAGUAACACCCAGUGGGGUGCUGACAUAUAGUUUGGGUAAGAUUAAAAACACUAAAGGCUGAAAUCUGUGAGUACCAAGGACUGUGCACAUAGGUUUAGGAAUUGUGUACCCUCGAAUGUGCAGUGCAAUAUUUUCAAUAGGUGUUUUUUAAUGAACACUAGAUUUUUGGAAUAAUAUAUUUAUAAUUAGAACUAUACUGUUUUUCAAUAGUCCAUUAAAACACCAUACAAAAUAUUUAUUUAGUUUAUUGUCAUUUAUCAGCUAACUUUCAGGGGGCCUAAGAUUCUAUAUAUCUUCAGUGGAUUGAUGAAUUUUAGGUUAAUUUGUGCCUGCCUCAGCCAUCUCUACUUUAUCCUGAGGUUUUCCACAAUACUCUUGUUGCAGGUGCUGCUAAAAAUCUUAAAAUUGUGUAUCACAUUUUCUU